AUGUACUCGUACAUUUGCAAAAACUGGUUGAUCUUUUCUUCAAUUAUUUACCUCACCUUUGGCGGAUUUUCCAACGCCACAAUUGGAAGAUUCCUGCCAUUCAGUGGACUUUACCCGAUACCUCUCAAAACCCCAGGCCCCAUUAACAUAGAAGUCAGCGAGGUGAAAAAUAUCACAACUUUUCCAGUAAUUCUUUUGGUCAAUGGAUAUGAAAAAGCUUUUCUCAAAAAUACCGGAUAUUCGGCUGAAGUCUUCUUGAAUCAAGCCAAAACAUCGAAUCUCAUAAUUGGAGGGGUAUUGGGUAUAAACUUGUACGUUCUGGAAAAGAUUCGAUUUUAUUGGGCCGGUAGUUUCGACGGAAUUUCCACCAACUCGGUGAAUGGUAAAAAUGGCACACCGUUGGAAGUUUACAUUUAUUAUUACAACGUGAAGUACGGAUCACUUCGUAACGCUUUUAAUUUUCGAAACGGCGUCGUCCAACUCACAUUUCGUAUAUUUGUCAAGGGAUCGAUUCCAAAUCCAGCAUUUACUCCAUUGGUGAAAACUUUCAAAAAAAUCCAGAAAGCCGGCUCAACAACCGAUCUCCUUCUUCUAGAUGCUUUCCAGUUCUAUCUCCAUUUCCCUCCUACAACACAUUAUUUCGUUUAUCCGGGAGCUUAUGGCAAUGAAUCGACUGGAGCAUCUUAUUCUUGCGCCACUGUCAUUGUCACUUCUCUGAAUCCGACUCAUUUUAUAUCGAAACAACAGUUCCGAGAAACGUUUCUGUCAUUACUCGAUUAUAACGAGAAGCCUUUGAUUAAUCGAGUUGAACAAGUUCCAGUUGGAAGAAGACCAGUAGUGCAAUCUCGAGGAAUAUUGAAAAUACCAAAUUUAGUUAAAAUACCAUCUAUACUAGGACAUUGA
Molecule: messenger RNA, 903 nt
Organism: Planococcus citri (citrus mealybug)
Lineage: Eukaryota; Metazoa; Arthropoda; Insecta; Hemiptera; Pseudococcidae
Product: carbonic anhydrase 13-like
Exons: 6
Coding region: 1-903 (300 amino acids)
Source: RefSeq, a predicted model, not a curated record